Messenger RNA from Euleptes europaea (tarantolino), 898 nucleotides. It is a transcript of the gene NOSIP, whose product is annotated as nitric oxide synthase interacting protein. The record is from RefSeq and is a predicted model, not a curated record. Lineage: Eukaryota; Metazoa; Chordata; Lepidosauria; Squamata; Sphaerodactylidae. Gene Ontology annotation, molecular function: ubiquitin protein ligase activity. Gene Ontology annotation, cellular component: nucleus. The coding region runs from base 17 to 892 and encodes 291 amino acids. The transcript has 8 exons.
GUCUUCCUGAGCCCACAUGACGCGUCAUGGCAAGAACUGCACCGCGGGGGCUGUCUACACCUACCACGAGAAGAAAAAAGACACAGCUGCCUCCGGCUACGGGACCCAGAACGUCCGUCUCAGCAAGGAUGCCAUUAAGGACUUUGACUGCUGCUGCCUCUCCCUGCAGCCCUGCAAGGAUCCCGUUGUGACCCUUGAUGGAUACUUAUAUGAGAAAGAAGCCAUCCUGGAGUAUAUCCUGCACCAGAAAAAGGAGAUUGCCCGGCAGAUGAAGGCUUAUGAAAAGCAGAAGAACGAGAAGAAGGCGGAGAUGGUGGAGCUGAGCAAGGCUGCCAAAGAGUCCAAGGUGAAGAGUUUCCUGGACAAAGAGCUGAGCAUUGUGAGCAAGCCCCUCAACCCCUUUGACCGCAAGGAAGGGGACUCCCAGCCUGGGCCCAGCAAUGAAGACAAAGCCAAGCAGUUGCCCAGUUUUUGGAUCCCUUCGCUGACCCCGGAAGCCAAGACCAAAGUGAUUCAAAAGCCAGACAAGUGUGUUUAUUGUCCCAUGAGCGGGAGACCCCUGAAGCUGAAGGAUCUGAUCCCGGUGCACUUCACCCCCGUGGACCCCGGCGUGGAUCGCGUCGGGCUGAUCAACCGGCAGGACCGCUACGUGUGCGCCGUCACGCGGGACAUGCUCGGCAACUCCGUCCCUUGCGCUGUGCUCCGACCUUCGGGCUCUGUGGUGACUCUGGAGUGUGUGGAGAAACUCAUCAAGAAGGACAUGGUUGAUCCAGUGAAUGGAGAGAAGCUAACAGACAAAGACAUCAUUGUCCUACAGCGGGGUGGCACCGGCUUUUCAGGGUCUGGCGUGGGGCUGGAGGCCAAGAAGUCGCGCCCUGUUAUGCAAGCUUAACAUGCC